Ceratitis capitata (Mediterranean fruit fly) is the source of this 2085-nucleotide messenger RNA. Its product is annotated as phenoloxidase 2-like. Bases 97 to 2085 code for a protein of 662 amino acids. NCBI's taxonomy places the organism in Eukaryota, Metazoa, Arthropoda, Insecta, Diptera, Tephritidae. The transcript is spliced from 4 exons. The record is from RefSeq and is a predicted model, not a curated record.
UUUAUUUGGAGCUGGACAGUUUUUAUUUAGAUUUUGGUGCAUUAUUUGAUUUCGGUUCUUGUACUGGCGAGCUAAAGCUCUCUUGGGCACACUGACAUGGCGGACAAGUAUGAUCUUUUGCUGCUUCUCGAGCGGCCAUAUGAGCCUGUUUUCAUGGAAAGAGGGAGAAAGACAAUAUUUGAUGUGCCAGAGAAGUUCCUUACCGAACGUUAUCGAAUGGUUGGCAAUGAACUGCUGGAGCGCUUUGGCCAAGAAGCGGGCAGGCGAAUAAGUGUGACAGAUAUAACUCUACCUGAUCUUCACAUACCAAUGCAGCUGCCACGUAAAGCUCAAUUCACACUUUGUAUACCAGCGCAUCGUUUCAUGGCGAGACGUCUGAUUGAUAUAUUCAUGGCCGUGAAUACAAUCGAUGAGUUGCAGAGUGUCGCUGCAUACGCGCACGACCGUGUCAAUCCCUAUCUUUUCAAUUAUGCGCUUUCUGUGGCAGUCUUACACCGUGAGGAUACCAAGGGCGUCGGACUGCUGUCCUUUGUGCAGAGUUUUCCCAACAAGUUUAUUGAUCGCCAAGUGUUUCGACACUUGCGUGAGGAAUGUACUAUCGUGCCCGAAGGUUCACGCAUGCCGAUUGUGAUUCCACGCGACUAUACCGCCUCAGAACUAGAGCCAGAACAUCGUUUGUGGUACUUUCGUGAAGAUUUUGGUGUGAAUCUGUAUCAUUGGCAAAGAUAUCUGGUGUAUCCGUUAGAAGCGACUGAACGCCGAGUUGUGUUCAAGGAACGUCGAGGAGAACUUUUCUAUUAUAUGUACGAGCAAAUCUUGGCGCGAUACAAUGUCGAGCGCUUCUGCAAUAAAUUGCCACGUGUAGAGCCUUUGAACAAUUUACGGGAAUUUAUUAAGGAGGGUUACUUCCCCAAAAUGGAAUGGCCUCCGCGCUUCGAUAACACCAAACUAUCCGAUGUGAAGCGCUAUCAAGAUCAAUUAAUUUUGGAUAUUGGAUGCUUGCAGAGGUGGAUGGAUCUAAUUUAUAAAGCCAUUUCCGAAGGUUCCGUCAUAGAUGAAAGUGUCAACCGCAUUCCGCUUGAUAUUGAGGUACUUGGUAACAUAAUUGAGUCUUCAGAAGCGUCACCGCACCGCAAUCUAUAUGGAGAGCUACACAAUAUGGGUAAUCUAUUCAUCGCCUAUGCCCACGAUCCCGAACAUCGUCAUUUGGAAACGUUCGGUGUCAUUGGCGACCUUUCCACGGCAAUGCGUGAUCCUGCUUUUUAUCGUUGGCACGCAAACCUCCAAAAUAUUUUCCAAGCUUAUAAAACUCGUCUGCCACCAUAUACGACUAAGGAGCUUCACUACGAAGGCGUCUCUCUAACAGGUGUGGAAGUUGCUGUUGAAGACAGUAAAACACCUAAUGUUCUAAAAACCCAUUGGCAAGUAUCUGAUAUUGAUCUGUCGCCCGGUUUGGACUUUGCCCCACGCGGCAACAUCUUCGCGCGUUUCACUCACCUCCAACAUACUCCAUUUACCUACACAAUCAAUGUGAACAAUGAGAGCGAGACUCAGCGUUUUGGUUUGGUGCGCAUUUUUCUUGGGCCCAAAGCAGAUGAGCGAGGCCAGGACAUAGAUUUAAAAGAACAACGUUUGCUAAUGAUCGAAUUGGACAAAUUUGCUGUCUCCUUACAGCCCGGUGAAAAUGUCAUCCGCCGGCGGUCAAACGAAUCAAGUCUUACUCUUCCCAUUGAACAGACUUUCCGUGAGCGGGAUACAAAACCGGAUAGUACUCAGAAAUCGGAGUAUAAUGUUUGUGCUUGCGGUUGGCCACAUCACAUGCUGAUACCCAAAGGUCUACCAGACGGUUUGCGCUGUGAACUUUUUGUCAUAAUUUCCAACUACGACAAAGACGGCGAUUGCAAUGACAGCGCCGCUCACUGUAACUUACGCGAGCAAUUAUUUCCGGAUAAUCGUGCUUUGGGUUUUCCGUUCGACCGGUUGACCAGACUGGGUGUUGAGCAUCUACGCGACUUUCUCACCCCAAAUAUGAGUCUUAUUGAAGUUAUUGUACAGCAUGAAGACCGGACAGAUCACUGUUGUUAG